CCAAAAUGACAAAUACGCGAAAAAUACGCCCAGUCGAAGCCUUUUUUCUCAGACAGAAAAAUACGCCGAUAUCCAUGGCGGCGUCGGCGUUUUCCUCCGCGGCUCUGGUCUCCAGAACGACUGUACCAGCAACGCGACAGAGCACUCUCGGCGUUGGAUCCUGCACCUCCUGGCAGUUGAUUUCAUCAUACCCGCACGCGCCGUCGCUCGCGGUGUCUCGGAAGACCUCGCCUGCAGUGGUGGCCGCCUCCGUAACCUCCCGCUCAGUGGAAGCCGAACCUCGGAUCCCCGCCGCCGCCCCGUCGAAGACGCUACCCUUCAGAGUCGGGCACGGAUUCGAUCUCCACCGUUUGGAGCCCGGAUAUCCGCUUAUCAUCGGCGGUGUAAACAUUCCUCACGAUCGAGGCUGCGAAGCUCACUCAGACGGGGACGUGCUGCUUCAUUGUGUAGUUGAUGCAAUUUUGGGUGCUUUGGGGCUUCCCGACAUCGGCCAGAUUUUUCCAGACACCGAUCCUAAAUGGAAAGGCGCCCCUUCAUCGCUUUUCAUCAAAGAAGCUGUGCGGCUGAUGCAUGAUGCUGGCUAUGAACUUGGGAAUAUAGAUGCCACUUUGAUCCUGCAGAAGCCGAAGCUAAGCCCUCACAAGGAAGCUAUUAGAUCCAAUUUGUGCCAACUUCUCGGUGCAGACCCCUCAGUUGUAAACCUAAAGGCAAAAACCCAUGAGAAAGUAGAUAGCCUCGGGGAAAAUAGGAGCAUUGCAGCUCACACAGUAGUUCUUUUAAUGAUGAAGUAGCAUAUAAUCGCCUCCCCGAAUUCUUCUUGACAUAUAUCUGAUACAUAUGAUCAUACUUGUUUUAUCAACUGCAUACUCAGUUUAAGUUUUGGGGUUUCUUCAGACUACUGCUCAAAGGAAACAAUUACUGCAUGUCUUCUGUACGAGCAAGUCAUAUAUUUUCACAAGGUUCAGUACAUAUAAUCAUUGCAUGUAUUAAAAUUCAUAAGAUGAGUAUGUACAAGGGCAUAAAAGAGUUUGCCCAUG
Molecule: messenger RNA, 1037 nt
Organism: Cuscuta campestris
Lineage: Eukaryota; Viridiplantae; Streptophyta; Magnoliopsida; Solanales; Convolvulaceae
Source: the annotation of a GenBank genome assembly